This is a messenger RNA of Penicillium canescens, 1341 nucleotides long. RefSeq names its product ferric reductase family protein. Gene Ontology annotation, cellular component: plasma membrane. Gene Ontology annotation, molecular function: ferric-chelate reductase activity. NCBI's taxonomy places the organism in Eukaryota, Fungi, Ascomycota, Eurotiomycetes, Eurotiales, Aspergillaceae. The transcript has a single exon. The record is from RefSeq and is a predicted model, not a curated record. The coding region runs from base 1 to 1341 and encodes 446 amino acids. Gene Ontology annotation, biological process: iron ion transport; copper ion import; intracellular iron ion homeostasis.
AUGAUUCCUCUCUUCCUUCUCGCGUGUCGAAACAACCCUUUGAUCCCUCUUUUACAAAUCAACUUCAACACGUACAACCUCUUACAUCGUUGGCUCGGCCGCGUUGUGGUCUUCGAGGUCAUAACGCAUGUGAUUGCCUGGGGAUUUAAUGCCACCCAUGAGGGAGGGCUCAAUUACACGCUCUGGCGGAUUCGAACGACAUCAUUCUUUCAAUGGGGUUGUGUCGGAGCCUUUUCAUUUGUCUUCCUACUGACCCAUUCCGUUUUUCCCAUUCGACAUGCAUUCUACGAGACCUUUCUCCACCUUCAUCAACUCGCCGCCUUACUGGCGUUUAUCGGGGUGUAUAUGCACCUGAACCUGGAUACUCUUCCUCAAUUGGCAUGGCUCAAGGUGAUUGCCGCCCUUUGGGGUUUGGAACGCACCAUUCGGAUCGCUCGCUUGGUGUAUCUCAACUAUUCGCUCCGAAAUGGCCAAACCAAGGUGAUUAUUCAGGCCUUGUCUUCCGAAGCAUGUCUUGUCACUUUUCGUCUCCCAAAGUCUAUUCAGAUUAGCCCCGGUUGUCAUGUGUAUGUCUAUAUCCCUAAGGUCUCGUUAUGGAUGUCUCACCCCUUUUCCGUCGCGUGGGCCGAACCUCAAAACCACAAGUCGACAACCAAUCAAUCAUUGUUCUCAACCCCGCAGACUGAGUACAGUUUAGAACCAGUGGUCCAAAAUGCGACCACAGACGGAUUUACGACUCUCUCAUUGAUCAUCGUUUCCCGCCAGGGUAUGACUCGUCGACUGUACCAAAAAGCCCGCGCAUCUCCAGGUCAAGUUCUCCAUGGAACCGGCUUUGUCGAAGGGCCCUACCCUUCUAGUCCUCCCAGUAUGGGGAGUUACGGAACUGUCGUUCUCUUCUCAGGUGGUGCGGGUGUUACACAUCAUCUCAUGUACGUGCGCGAGCUAAUCCAACAGGCGUCGAACGGUCAGGCUGCCACUCAAAAGUUAUACCUGAUCUGGUGUGUUCGAAGCUCGGAGCACCUCUGCUGGAUACAAAGUUUCUUAGGCCCGCUCCUGGAGCUGUCUCACAGCCGGCAGAUUCUGAAUAUUAAGCUCUUUGUUUCCCAGCAGUUCGAGAUCCACCAUACCAACUUCAUCUGUCCAACGACAAGUGUUAUAGAAGUUUCCCCCACUCGCUGCCGGCCUGCUAUUGUGUUGAAUCAAAUUCUAUCGCACCGAGUUGGUGCUACUAUUGUAUCAGUUUGUGGGUCCGGCCGUUUCUCGGAUGACGUUCGUGAUGCUGUGAGGAGGACUGGACAAUCCGCUGUGGUGGACUUUGUUGAAGAAGCCUUUAAUUGGUAA